Gadus morhua (Atlantic cod) is the source of this 1353-nucleotide messenger RNA. RefSeq names its product endothelial PAS domain protein 1a (gene epas1a). The transcript has 8 exons. Gene Ontology annotation, biological process: cellular response to hypoxia; regulation of transcription by RNA polymerase II. Lineage: Eukaryota; Metazoa; Chordata; Actinopteri; Gadiformes; Gadidae. The coding region runs from base 1 to 1104 and encodes 367 amino acids. Gene Ontology annotation, molecular function: protein dimerization activity; DNA-binding transcription factor activity, RNA polymerase II-specific; RNA polymerase II transcription regulatory region sequence-specific DNA binding. The record is from RefSeq and is a predicted model, not a curated record.
AUGAAAGCUGACAGAGAAAAGAGAAGGGCGAUCAGCCGCGAUGCAGCGCGGAGCAGACGGAAGAAAGAGGCUGACGUGUUCACAGACCUAUCGCACCUCCUGCCGCUGUCGCCCGACUUGGUGGCUCACCUGGACAAGCCCUCGGUCCUGCGUCUGACAAUCAGCUACAUGCACACCAGCACGUUGCUCACAGACUAUACUGCCGGUAGCUGUACGUCUUGGAGGGACCCGGGGAGUUACCGAUGCGCGUGGUCUGUGGGGGAGGAGGAGGAGGGUCUGAAGAAGAGCAGAGAGGCCAAGCUGAGGAGCUGGGGGCUGACCGAGGGGGAGGCUGAGCUUUACCUGGGGGUCUCCGAGGGCUUUCUGCUGGUGGUCUCCACCAAGGGAGACAUGGUGUUUCUGUCUGAUAAUGUCUCCAAGCACCUUGGCCUGACUCAGGUGGAUCUGAUUGGACACAGCUUGUAUGACUUUUCCCAUCCUUGUGACCACAAAGAAAUUGGAAAUAACCUCCGCACAUCAGGGGACUGCUGUUGGGCUGUCGAGAGAGACUUUGUCAUGAGGAUGAAGAGCACUUUGACACACAGGGGGAGGACCACCAACAUCAAGUCUGCAUCUUGGAAGGUCCUUCACUGUGAGGGCCGCAUGAAGGCGUGCAUGUCCUCCUCCUUCCCCUACUUCUCCUCCACCCCCUCCUCCACCUCCUACCUCCUCCUGAGCUGCAAACCCCUGCUGCUCUGCCACCGGCUGGUCAUGACACACACCUUCACCAGCCAGCACCGCCUGGACCUGCGCUUCACGCGCUGCGACAGCAGGGUGAAGGCCCUGUUGGGCUACAGUCCUGAGGAGCUGCAGGGCCGCUCCCUCUACCAGCUGUGUCACAUGCUGGACACGAGCCGCCUCAACAGUAGCCACCGCAACCUGCUGUCUAUGAGCCAGUCGGUGAGCGGUCAAUACAGGAUGCUGGUGCGGGGCGGGGGCUACGUGUGGGUGGAGAGCCACAGCGCCCUCCUCAGGCCCGCGUGCCCCAGAGUCUCCUCCCAGUGCUCCGGCCAGAGCUCCAUCCCGCCUUCCUGUAUCUUCUCCAUCACCUACAUCCUCAGGUAGGAGAACAGCUUCAUCAUCCCAAUCGCCACCCUGUUUAAAAACAAAGGUAGGGUUGUAUGCGAAAACACCUGGGGAAAAGAACAUGUGAAAAGCAUUAUGGGUCCGUCAAUUUUGGUAUGGCAGUGCACCAGUAUGGCCACAACUAGUCAGUGAUUGAACAUGCUGGUGCUGUGACCGGCAUCAAUAAAACCCCUGUGUGUGUGUGUGUGUGUGUGUGUGUGUGUGUGUGUGUGUGUGUGUGUGUGUGUG